AUGGGUGGCACUUGGUGCUGUGUUAAUAACCUCUGCUUCUGUUCUUUGUUCCAGGGGUUUGUGAAAGUUGUGAAAAAUAAGGCCUAUUUCAAGAGGUACCAAGUGAAAUUCAGGAGAAGGAGAGAGGGAAAGACAGACUAUUAUGCUCGUAAGCGUUUGGUGAUUCAAGAUAAAAACAAGUAUAACACCCCUAAAUACAGGAUGAUAGUGCGUGUCACCAACAGAGAUAUCAUCUGCCAGAUUGCAUAUGCCAGGAUUGAAGGCGACAUGAUUGUCUGUGCUGCUUAUGCUCAUGAGCUGCCAAAGUAUGGUGUGAAGGUUGGCCUGACCAAUUAUGCUGCAGCCUAUUGUACAGGCUUGCUGUUGGCACGGAGGCUUCUGAAUAAAUUUGGCCUUGAUAAGGUUUACGAAGGCCAAGUUGAAGUGACUGGUGAUGAAUACAAUGUGGAAAGUGUGGAUGGACAGCCUGGUGCCUUUACAUGCUACCUGGAUGCAGGGCUUGCAAGAACUACCACUGGAAACAAAGUAUUUGGGGCUCUAAAGGGUGCAGUGGAUGGUGGUCUAUCCAUUCCUCAUAGUACCAAGCGUUUCCCUGGCUAUGACUCGGAAAGCAAAGAAUUCAACGCAGAGGUUCAUCGUAAGCACAUCAUGGGCCAAAAUGUUGCAGAUUACAUGCGCUACCUGAUGGAGGAAGAUGAAGAUGCUUAUAAAAAACAGUUCUCCCAGUACAUAAAGAACAAUGUUACACCUGACGCGAUGGAAGAAAUGUAUAAAAAAGCCCACGCUGGUAUACGGGAGAAUCCAGUCCAUGAAAAGAAACCGAAGAGAGAGGUCAAGAAAAAGAGGUGGAACCGUCCUAAGAUGUCCCUUGCGCAAAAGAAAGAUCGCGUUGCUCAGAAGAAGGCAAGCUUCCUCAGGGCCCAGGAGCACGUGGCCGAUAGCUAAGAUGCCUUCCACAAUUUUCUAUUAAGACUUCAGGAAAAAAUAAAUUUAUUAAACAAGUUAA
Molecule: messenger RNA, 1006 nt
Organism: Alligator sinensis (Chinese alligator)
Lineage: Eukaryota; Metazoa; Chordata; Crocodylia; Alligatoridae
Gene: RPL5
Product: ribosomal protein L5
Exons: 8
Coding region: 1-945 (314 amino acids)
Biological process (GO): ribosomal large subunit assembly; translation
Cellular component (GO): ribosome; cytosolic large ribosomal subunit
Molecular function (GO): structural constituent of ribosome; 5S rRNA binding
Source: RefSeq, a predicted model, not a curated record